Messenger RNA from Elephantulus edwardii (Cape elephant shrew), 1140 nucleotides. RefSeq names its product G protein-coupled receptor 27 (gene GPR27). Gene Ontology annotation, molecular function: G protein-coupled receptor activity. The coding region runs from base 1 to 1140 and encodes 379 amino acids. Lineage: Eukaryota; Metazoa; Chordata; Mammalia; Macroscelidea; Macroscelididae. The record is from RefSeq and is a predicted model, not a curated record. Gene Ontology annotation, biological process: G protein-coupled receptor signaling pathway. Gene Ontology annotation, cellular component: plasma membrane. The transcript has a single exon.
AUGGCGAACGCCAGCGAGUCGGGCGGCGGCGGCGGUGGCGGCGGCGAGGCAGCGGCUCUGGGCCUCAAGCUGGCCACGCUCAGCCUGCUGCUGUGCGUGAGCCUGGCGGGCAACGUGCUGUUUGCGCUUCUCAUCGUCCGGGAGCGCAGCCUGCACCGCGCGCCCUACUACCUGCUGCUCGACCUGUGCUUGGCCGACGGGCUGCGCGCGCUCGCCUGCCUCCCGGCCGUCAUGCUGGCAGCGCGGCGGGCGGCUGCCGCGGCGGGAGCGCCGCCGGGAGCGUUGGGCUGUAAGCUGCUAGCCUUCCUGGCCGCGCUUUUCUGCUUCCACGCAGCCUUCCUGCUGCUCGGCGUGGGUGUCACCCGCUAUCUGGCCAUAGCGCACCACCGCUUCUAUGCUGAGCGCCUGGCAGGCUGGCCUUGCGCCGCCAUGCUGGUGUGCGCCGCCUGGGCACUGGCGCUGGCUGCGGCCUUCCCGCCUGUGCUGGACGGCGGCGGCAGUGGUGACGAUGAGGACGCGCCAUGCGCCCUGGAGCAGCGGCCGGACGGCGCCCCAGGGGCUCUCGGCUUCCUGCUGCUGCUGGCUGUGGUCGUGGGCGCCACCCACCUCGUCUACCUCCGUCUGCUCUUCUUCAUCCACGACCGCCGUAAAAUGAGGCCUGCGCGCCUCGUGCCGGCUGUCAGCCACGACUGGACCUUCCAUGGGCCCGGCGCCACUGGCCAGGCAGCUGCCAACUGGACGGCUGGCUUUGGCCGCGGGCCCACGCCGCCAGCGCUCGUGGGCAUCCGGCCCGCGGGGCCAGGCCGCGGAGCCCGCCGCCUCCUGGUCCUUGAGGAGUUCAAAACAGAGAAGAGGCUGUGCAAGAUGUUCUACGCUGUCACGCUGCUCUUCGUGCUGCUCUGGGGCCCCUAUGUGGUGGCCAGCUACCUGCGCGUGUUGGUGCAGCCUGGCGCCCUGCCGCAGGCCUACCUGACAGCCUCUGUGUGGCUGACCUUCGCUCAGGCUGGCAUCAACCCCGUCGUGUGCUUCCUCUUCAACAGAGAGCUGCGGGACUGCUUCAGGGCACAGUUCCCCUGCUGCCAAAGCCCUCGGGCCAGCCAGGCCGCCCUGCCCUGCGACCUGAAAGGCAUCGGUCUGUGA